Molecule: messenger RNA, 1953 nt
Organism: Penicillium brevicompactum
Lineage: Eukaryota; Fungi; Ascomycota; Eurotiomycetes; Eurotiales; Aspergillaceae
Product: DNA cytosine methyltransferase
Exons: 4
Coding region: 1-1953 (650 amino acids)
Cellular component (GO): nucleus
Molecular function (GO): methyltransferase activity
Source: RefSeq, a predicted model, not a curated record
AUGAGUCGUACCCAGGCCGAGGAUGUGCGCAUGGAAAUUGACUUGACUGGCGACGAUGACAUCGUCGAGCAGGACAUGAGCAAUUUGUCCCUGAGUGCGAAGGAUUCACCAUGCCUCAACGCCGAGACAUACGACUCUGUCGCUCGCGCGCUCCACGAUACCUUUUCACGGAACUUCACUUCCUCUCUCAACGCUUUCUCGCCAUCUUCUUUGUUUCAUAAUAGCCCCCAACUCCAGUCAAUUCCCGACUCGCCUGUCAAUGGACUUCAUACUCAUCGCGACAUUGAAGUUGAUCUCGACAGUCAAACCAUUGACCUUGGCCAGACAAAUCAAUCGCGAGAAACUUCAAUUCAAUUACUGACACCUCCCCAGACAGUCUGCGAGUCCACUGUGACGGAUCCAGCCAUGGAGAUGCGCAAUGCAGCCGGCCAGGAAAUUCACGACUUGACUCAAGACAAAGAGCUGUCUCUGCCCGAAUACUACUACAAGGGAAUUUUUUACCGGGCUGGAAUGUGCGUCGAAUUCAAGGACCACUCGUUCAUGAAGAUUGUCGAUAUCAUUCCCCAGCCAGAUUCCGACGAUUUGAGAUUCUUUGGCAGAAGGCUAUAUCGGUCCACUCAUAAAAAAUGCGACAGUUACCUGCCAAAGUUCAACAGAGAGCUGAUCUGGGUCACCCAGAACACAGAUCUGAUGAGCUCCAGAUAUGUGAAGCGCAUUCUCGAUAUUUGCUUCACAAACUUCCGAACAGAUUUCUCAACCAACCCUCGAGAUUUCACAUGUCGUCUUAAGUUGACGUUGAGAUCGGCCGGCGUUAUCAUUGCGCCAGGUCGUGCUCCCAUAACAGCGGACCAAACGGCGAUAGAGUGGCUUCAAUACAAAGAAGCGGAUCCUGGUCACCGAUUGUGGUCCAACGAGCUUCGAGCGCAAUGGCGCGGUGAGACUGUGCCGUUUGGUGCCGCCGAAAAGUCUUCACAAGCUCUAGAGAUGGAACAGAAGACGAGAAUAAUCGAUCUCGAGUCUGAGAGAACGUACACAUUCGGGGACACCUUUUGUGGAGGAGGAGGUGUGUCCUGCGGUGCCAAGGAGGCUGGGCUGAGGCUUAUCUAUGCCAAUGACAUGGAGCAGAAAGCCCUCGAUACCUAUGUCCUGAACCAUAGCGACGUUGAUACCGAGUGUUCUGACUUCCACGACUUCAUAACCAACACCAAACGCGACCACAAAGUGGAUAUUGCGCAUGCUUCUCCGCCUUGCCAGACAUGGUCACCAGCACACACCGUGGACAGCGCAAAUGACGAUGCUAAUUCUGCGUGUGUAUUUACCGGGGUUGACCUAGCACGGGUUUCCAAGUGCCGGAUUUUGACCCUUGAGGAGACAAACGGCCUUCCUACUCGAUUCCCGUUAUUCUUUAAUCGCAUCAUCUUAAGCCUGGUGGAGAUAGGCUACUCUGUGCGUUGGUCAGUACUUGGCUGCGAUAAUUAUGGAGUUCCCCAGGAACGAAAGCGAGUGAUUAUCAUUGCUGCGGGACCAGGCGAGGUUUUACCCCAUUUCGCGGAUCUGACCCAUGGCGUGCCCGGUCCCAAUAUCCUGCCAAGAGCAACCAUCGCAUCCACCAUCAGCCAGAUUCCGGACGACGCACCCAACCACAACCUCGAAAGAGCGUAUACUCAGUGGCGUUUUUCCCACCGACAAUCAUUCCCGCCAGAGAGCCUAGCCAAAACAAUCACUUGCGGAGGUGGUGAGUUCAAUUACCACCCCUCCGGUGAGCGGCCGUACACCGAACGGGAGAUGGCGGUGCUUCAGACCUUUCCCCUGGACUACAAGUUCGCCGGGGUGUACACUCGGAAGCAGAUCGGGAAUGCGGUGCCGCCGCUAUUCGCCAAGGCCAUUUACGGCGAAGUGGUGCGGUCUCUUCGGGAGACCGACCAGGCAGAACUGGAGGGGAGGUUCCGUUAG